Molecule: messenger RNA, 1801 nt
Organism: Sebastes umbrosus (honeycomb rockfish)
Lineage: Eukaryota; Metazoa; Chordata; Actinopteri; Perciformes; Sebastidae
Gene: sugt1
Product: SGT1 homolog, MIS12 kinetochore complex assembly cochaperone
Exons: 13
Coding region: 23-1129 (368 amino acids)
Biological process (GO): protein stabilization
Molecular function (GO): protein-folding chaperone binding
Source: RefSeq, a predicted model, not a curated record
CUGCAGCGGAGUGAGCGGUCGGAUGUUGACAGUUGCCCGGCCUCCUCCUCCUCCUCCUCGUCCUCCUCCUCCAGACGCUGCUGCUGUCACGUUUCCAGAAGUCUCCACAUUUCACCAGAACUUUCCUGCCACCUUAGAAACAGUAGCAAAGCCCAUGGCAACCGAACGCAGCUUCUCCGAAAGCUUCAUAGACGAGGAUCCACAGAAAGCUCUGCAGGAGCUUAAUGAGGCCUUGCAAGGAGACUCUGACAACGCUGAGUGGUUGUGCCAGCGUGCCUAUGCCCACAUACUUCUCAAAAACUACAGCUGUGCUGUUGAUGAUGCCAAAAAAGCACAGCAGCUAACACCCAGCCUUCCCCUUGCUUUCAUGCGAACAGGAUUAGCAGAAUACCACCUGAACCAGUACAAGUCAGCACAUGCAGCUUUCACUCAGGGACACCAACUGGAUGUUUCUGACAAAUCAUUUGAGACCUGGAUCAAGCGGUGUGAGGAGAUGAUGGGGGAGCAGACACAGAUCGUCGGUGACAACAGGCCGACACCAGCCGUUCCACCUGUGAAACAUGACUGGUACCAAACAGAGUCUCAAGUCAUUGUCACAGUCAUGGCAAAGAAUGUACCCAAGGAUGGUGUGUGUGUCAACUUCAUGGAAAGAGAGCUCUCUGCCACGAUAAAGCUGGCGUCAGGGGAGAACUACAACCUCAACCUCCACCUCAUGCACCCCAUCAUCUCUCAGCAGAGCAACUUCAAGAUCCUCACCACCAAGGUGGAGUUCAAGUUGAAGAAGACGGAUGCCACCAGAUGGGAGAAGCUGGAGGGGGAAGGACAGGAGUCCAACAUCAAACACUUCGAUCCGAACCAGUACCCGUCAUCGUCCAAAAACGCCUGCAAAUGGGACAAGAUGGUGGUGGACCUCGGCGAGGAGGAGAAAACCGAGAAAGUGGAGGGAGACGCCGCGCUCAACAAGCUCUUCCAGCAGAUCUACUGCGAUGGCACCGACGAGGUCAAGCGAGCCAUGAACAAGUCCUUUAUGGAGUCCGGUGGUACAGUCCUGAGCACCAACUGGGUAGACGUGGGCAAGAGAAAAGUGGAGAUGAACCCACCGGAAGACGUAGAGUUCAAGAAGUACUGAGCACAUUCCUCCCUCUCUCUCUCUCUCUUCCUCUCUCUCUCACCUCUGUUUGACUUCAUCUUUCUUCACAUUUGUCCAUCUGAACUCCAGCAGGAGUCCUUGUUGCCCUGCCGUCUCCGUGGCCGUCCACUUCCUCCCCUUCCCGACCCCUCAGUUGUACUGUUGCUCUGCUGUUUUUCACUAAGUGCAGGGAGCCUCGGUGUUCCCACUUUUUUCACUCAACCAAAUUGUAAUGAUCUGUUGAACAGAUUUAUCUACAUAUGCAUACAUGAUCUGAUUUUUAAAGGCCAAUGGACUCAAAAGGGAAGUCUGGAUUCACCUGAAAUGCUCCAAUUCAACUUCUUUUCUCUCCUCUGCCUCGCCUGGUUUUCAACACAAAAAAAAAACGCCCACAGCCUUUCUUUGUGGUAGCCUUUUAUGACUUCUUAUUAUCAGCACUUGUAUAAUAAUGUAAAAUUGUUAGAAAUAAGAACCGGUUGAGAUGUUUUAAAUGAUAACUACGACUGCAUUUCUUGGCUCAUGCGGGGGGGGGGUUCUUUUUUCUGUACACUCAGUAAAAAGUCAACAGCUCUGCGAAGUGACUUGUCUGGAAUGUGUGGCUUAGCACCGGUCCUUUCCUCAGUGUGAUUCAAGCUUCAGUGUAAAUAAAAGAUUUGACGUUUGGCUCACAAA